Daldinia caldariorum is the source of this 2040-nucleotide messenger RNA. RefSeq lists its product as uncharacterized. The transcript is spliced from 5 exons. The coding region runs from base 1 to 2040 and encodes 679 amino acids. The record is from RefSeq and is a predicted model, not a curated record. Lineage: Eukaryota; Fungi; Ascomycota; Sordariomycetes; Xylariales; Hypoxylaceae.
AUGGCAGAAGAACACCCUUCGUACGACAAGGCCAACCAUUUGAAAACUAACAAUCAUAACUGGGAGGCCCAGAGCAUUCGUGGAGUGGAGUCAGAGUAUCCGGAGAACGAUAAGCACGGGGUAGAUGAAGAUGAAGCCGAGGCAGCUGAGGGAUACCAGGUCGCCAGGCCCCACCAGGAACAGUCCGCAUCAAGUUCCUCAGGCUCAACCAUAUCUUCAUCCAUCGACAGUACAAGUACGACUAGCACAACCGCCGCUAUCAAAACCCCACCGAGCCCGACGAGCCCAGCAAUAGGAGACGCCUCUAGGCCCGGGGUCCGGUUCACCGACCGCGGACCACCCCGAACGUCGACCGGCCACCUCCCGGCGGUGCAUCGACGGUCCGGCUCCGGCGCUGGGGUGGGGGUGGUAGAAUGGGGUAUGCUGUUCGACGAGAACGGGUACGCGACUGCGCGGAGCAACCAGUUCCUGAGGGGCCUGGCGAAGUAUAUUAUCGAUGAUCUGGCGCCCGGAAGCAAUGACCUUGUCAUCACCCCCGAGAAGCUGUGCGCUCUCUACUCGAGAUAUAGGCUGAACCCGGAGAUUUACCCCUUUAUCGAAAUCCUCAACUCCCGAGCCAGGGACGUCCACGAGCGCCUCGCCGACUUCUUCACGGACCUGGACUGCCAGUACCACCUCGUGCCGCCGAACGCCUACUCGCGGCCGCGCGUGCCGGGCCUGACGCCCGCCGGCUUCGUCCGCUACUUCACCACGUGCGUCCUCGCGCACCCGGACGAGGAGUUCCGGCGGCUGGACAGGAUCGCCGCGGACGUGCAGCUCGUGGCCGAUGCCCCCGCCUACGCCUACGCCGACACUGGCACAGGAACGGGUAAAGGGGUGGGUACAGCCGAGCCGGAGAGGCUCCCCAGGCAGCUGUUCCGCAGCCAGUUCCCCGUCCGAAACGACCCGCGGUCUAAGAAGGUCCUCGCCGCCGCGCUUGACGACUUGAUGUACGAUCUCCGCCUUCUCGAGCCCGGCAGUCCCAGGUCCUCGCUGGCACUCAUGCCACCAUCAACACGACCACCAGCAUUGCCGCCGCCGCCGCAAGGUACCAAGGACCGGAGCAGUGCUAUCGUCCCGAUAAUCCGGCGGUACGUCUUCCCCGAGCGGAGAGGCGACGGAUAUAGCAGCAGCAAACACGCGGAGACGGGACGCUACAACGACGACGAGGAGGAGGAGGAGGAGGAGGAGGAGCGCAAAACGUACCGCGAUCGGGAGCAGAGUCGCUACUACAUCGGGAAACAGCUUAGCCGGUACCAGAUCGCGUCGUCGGGGAGUAACAGCAACCACAACCAUAACAACCACGCCUCCCAUCGCGCGCGAAGCCCACCGCCGCGCACAAGGCCGUUCCGCGCCUCCGCGCCGAAUAUCGUGAGUAGCAGCGGCAGCGGCAGCGGCAGCGGUAGCGGUAGCAGUUCCUUCCGGUCAGCGGGGUACUUACCUGCUCCCCCCGCUCCGGCUCCGGCAGCAUACUCACCGACGGACCACGCCCAACGAGCCAGCGGGAGGCGUCAGAGCAGCGGCGGGCGGAUCGAGGCGGUGCAUACCACCAGCACGACUGCUUCCGCUCCCGCUUUCCCGCCCCCGGGGGAGGUCCGGGAGCAGGAUGAGGAGCAGGAUGAGGAGAACACGGCGCUGGGAUCGACUGCCGGGGAAAAAAGGCGGCACCGCUACAGCGGUAGGCUACGGCGGUACAGCGCGACCGAAGAAAGAGAGAGAGGAAGAGGAAGACGGGACGGGGAGGAUGAUAAGGGCCCGACGUGGGCGGAGGUGUUGAGAGCGCCUAGUUCGGGGUUGGCUUUGGGCUCGUAUUCUCAGCCUCAGCCUCACGCUCAUCAACAUCACCAUCAACAACAUCACCAUCAUGAUCAUAGCCACCAUAGCCACCAUGGUCAUAAUCACGGUCACCACCACCACCACCAUAGAGCAGAAGGGAGUAGUAGUAAGGAAGGUGGGAAAAGCCAUCAUCAUCAUCAUGCCCGACACCACUCGAGCCAUUGA